Molecule: messenger RNA, 3995 nt
Organism: Rhipicephalus microplus (southern cattle tick)
Lineage: Eukaryota; Metazoa; Arthropoda; Arachnida; Ixodida; Ixodidae
Product: activating signal cointegrator 1 complex subunit 2
Biological process (GO): regulation of DNA-templated transcription
Molecular function (GO): ubiquitin binding
Source: RefSeq, a predicted model, not a curated record
CAUGGCAGCCGACAGCAAAAAAGAUGCACUGGGAUCUAAUUUACAACCUCUGCAUGACAGGCUUAUGCAAGUUGUGGAUAAGCAUGGCCAGCCAAUCCAAGUUCCAGCUUUGAGUAAAGGUUUCGUGGAACCAGUCUACUGGCUCAAGUACAGACCUCCGCGAAUGAUCUUUAGCUUCGAUGAGCUGAUGUCCAUAUGUGCUGGUGAGACGCAAGGCCUGGCCGAAAAAUACAGUGCAGCGAUCGACGAGUGGUUGGAUCGCAUGGCAUACAUUGAGGAAGACCUGACGAAGAUGCUUCGGAUACCGCACAAUCGGUUCUGGUCUCAUGCCAGGUACGACGACGGUUUCCACCAGCUGCUUGAGUCAUACCUGCGGCUUGCACCAAAGUACACAGGACUUCACCGGUACACUAUCACUAAGGAAAUGCAGGAUACUGACGAACGGCUGCACAAGUUGGUGUUCCGAACAUUCCUCCGCCUUUCCACGAAUAAGGAGUCCAAGGUUAACUUCAUCGACAGGGAGAAAUUUGCGGACCUCAUCUACGAAAACUUCAUCUUCGACAUUCCCAAGAUCUUCGACAUAUGCAUGCUGUUUGAGAGGUCGAACCACGACUUGGUGUGUCGCAUGGUGGAGCACAUCAUGAGCUGCCAGCCUAAGUAUGCCUCGGACCUGAAGGAAAUUGAGGAUACCAUGCUUAUGACUUUUGAGAGGGCAGAGCAGUCCAUCAAGUCCCAGGACGACAACGAUUUUGACGCCAUGCCACGACGCCUGGACGAGGGAAAGGCGGAGUUUUCAGAGCUGUGCCUUAUGCCUUUGUGGAAGUUCCUUGAGCGUGUCACAUACGCAGUGGACAUCGCUGCCAACCUGGCAACAUUCCUCAACGUCUACCCGACAGCCGCCAAGAUCUUCACCCUCGAAGAUGUGGGUCCGAGGUUAGCAAGGUUUUUCGACGCCACCUUUCCUGUACUGAAGGAGGAGCUUGUGCGCCGCAACAAGUCGGAGCCUUUCGAACCGGUCUUCUCAAUGAUCAAGAAACGGUUGUCAUAUGCCAAAAUAUGUGUCCUGAAAGUCUUUCGCUCCCUGCUGCAGCAGUCCUGUUUGCAGCCACUCAUUGAAAUUGGGCAGGAGAAGCAAACUGGGAAAGAGAUUCCAUACAUUGAGUCUUUCUUUGAAGUCAUCUGCAACUGCUUGACAGAGAAACAUUUUAUAUUUUCCUACCAGCAGCGAUACCCAGUUGAAGAAGACAUUGGAAUGCUUGAGGAGUACAACUUCUUUGUAGAUAACACGCGCAGCCUCUACGUUCUUCAGAGCAUCAGCACUGUCUACACUGAACUGGGCAGCGCUCCUCCGAGUAACCUCUUGAACGCUCAGGAUGCGGUAGCUAACCCAAGGAAAACAACCAAAGUUCCUGCAUUCCAAACAAUAAGCGGGGAUGCGGCAGCAGCACCAGCAGCACCAGCAGCAACGACAGUAGCCGAUUCGAGCAGAGCUAGUCUGGCAGAAGAAGAGCUGGGAGCUUGUGGGGGUGAAGCGUUAACAGUACCGUCAUCGGAAUUCCAGAACCUGACGGAACUCUUCCCAGAUCUUCCACACGCAUUCUUAAAGGAUUGCCUGAAGUACUACAGCAACAACCAUGAUGAAGUGGUGAUGGCACUGCUGGACAAUAACCUGCCUCCUAGUCUCACGAUACCCACUCCUUCCACGUCUGCAUCUGCGCCACUGGAGAUUGAGGCUCGAAGCAUUUACGACAAUGACGAGUUUGACAUCUUUAGGAGAAAUGAUGUCGACAUGUCCAAGAUUCAUAUAGGAAAAAAGAGCAAAACCCCAAAGUCACUGGACGACAAAGGCCACGACAAAGUAUUGAAAGAGGUGUACGAGAAGUACAGCAUAGUGCAAGAAUUCGUGGACGACGUGGGCGUGUACGAGGACGAAUACGACGACACCUACGACAGCAACAACGUGGGUUUCGCAGAGCCAGAACCCGAAGACGAGCUGUCCACCCGCAGGGCUUUCACUACUCCCAGAGUUCUGGAGCAAAAGUCAGGCAGGAGGCAAAAAGAAAAUCGAUACGAAGACAAGGAUGCAGAUAGCGAUAAAGAGGAGGCUCCACCACGGGACCAGUUCGUUGAAAACCCAGCCGAAAUACGGGCCCAGAGGGAGAGGCGGUAUCAAGAGAAGAUGGAGCGCUCGGGACAUGCACCCCGCAGAAGGGACCUGAAAGGUGCCCCAAAGGGACAGGGCCAAUCCAAAGACACACUCCAAGACAGGCAAUUCAAGGAGAGACACAAAUCCUCCUUCACGCACAACCAGAGGGCCCAAGCCGACUACAAGCGCAGUCGCGGCAUGUACUCCUAGCAUCCACCAGCGUCCAGCACGCAGACUUCAAGGGCGCUGACAACUGCGUCCGAGCGUGUAGCCGAAUACCUGCAGUGCCACGUUGCAACAACUUGCACCUUAAUGAGGUUUCGUGCGUACAUGCGGUUGCCGGAUGCAGCAUCUACGGCAUGCGUACACGACCUAAUAAUGUUUUUGGUUAUGAUAGAGGCGUUGCUAGUCCGUUACGCUUUGUUAGUAAGAGCAGUCAGUGUGAGUGGCUCCUCUAAAUAAGCACCACCGGCUGGCACGCUUGUUAUGUAAUUCUGUGCGAAACAUUGACUUCGCAGCAGACUUUAUUGAAACAGCCCUACCCGGAUCUGCUAUAAGGGUAAAUAUGGAAUAUGCAUAUGCAACAGUGAUGGAAGAAUGCAAGAAAAGUGCAGCAUUCAGUUUCUUUGUAAGUGGAGUGUUUUUUUCUUGUUAAUAUUUAUGAGAAAGAACUAUAGUGCCUCAUUUUUCUGAUGGCACUCAAGAGAUAGUCCACUUUUCAUCUCUUGUGCAUGGAAAAAAAACACUGCAAUGCUCAUGAACUUUGAUUUAGAAAAGCUACUUUUGAAGCUUCAUUUCUGCGUGAAAUGUAGUUUCAAGCAAGCCACUGGUCGAGAUGAAAGAAGGCUAUAGUUGGCUUCCAUACAGUCACCACAUUCUGUGACCAACACCUGACCACAUGUUCAGGUGUUGGUGCCAACAUUCGUGUGAUCUUCGUGAUCUUUGCAGGUGUGCAAACAUUGCUACAGUUGACUACACUGUUCACUCUUUUGUUUUUCUGUACAAAUGCUUCGUAUUUGUGCAGCGAGAGAAAGGCUUUAUAAUUGAUGCACACAGGUGUUUACAGGGCGUGAGUCCCUUGAAACUGUACAUAAGAUCAGACCUGUUCUUAUCUCCUCAUUUUCUUUUUUCGCGGUCCGUUAGCUAGUGAGUCCCUCUGCAUAAUGUGCCUUAUGGAGCAAAUAUGUAUCACUCUUGUACAAUUUUUUUUCACUCCAUGUCCUUUGAUGCCCUUGGUCCUUUCUGUAUAUAUUUUUGUUAAAACUAUUGCUAUUUGUUUUCGCAUCUGUACAAAGGCAGAGUUCAGCUUUAAGCAGAGUUGCCCUUUCUUUUUUUGUUCGAUAGCCGCAGUCUUCCUUUCGGCGUCAGGUUGAAACAGACACUGCAGAAGUCUAGUUUUAACCGCUGUCAAAGCCGAUGCACACGUACGUGAAGCCUUGCUCGUAUGCAAAAUAAAUUUUUGGGCUCUUUGUGUGUUAGGAGUAGCGCCUUUGUAUUUUCGUAUGUUUUUUUGCGAACAAUCGUCUUGCACUUUUUUAUAAAUCUUUUUGUGCCACUGCACUAAAUGAAGCUGGUAAAUAGAUCACUUGGCAGCGUUUUGCUUGUGUCUGUUAGCUCAGUUAUUGAACUUUAAUUUAAUUCUCUGAAAAACUUUGAAGAAAGAAUUUUCUUGAAGAGAGAAUUUCUUUACCAUGAGGGGUCCUCAGUAUUGAAUCACAUAAUUUUUAUUUCGGCUUGCUAAUAUCUCGUAGAGGGCUAGGAGUUACUACAUGAAAGUGUCUGUGUUGUUACGUACAAUCCAAAUGAUGUACGAAUAACUGUUUAUUGGGGCGAACUUGUGCCCAAAAAG